AUGGAAGUGAUCUUAAAGAUAAAAUUAAAUAAACAGAAGGAAUGUCACACACCUACAAUAAAGUGGUAUAUGUUAGAGAAGAAUGAGUGUGCAGAAAAAAUUAGAGAAAGAGUGGUUGAAAAAAUGAUAGAAAUGGGAGAUAUGAAAGGACGAGAAGUGAACGAAUGUUGGAAUGAAAUGGCAGGGUGUAUCAGACAUGCAGCAAAAGGGAUUUUGGGUAAGUCUAAAGGGAAAAGAGAUAGA
Brenthis ino (lesser marbled fritillary) is the source of this 243-nucleotide messenger RNA. The record is from the annotation of a GenBank genome assembly. NCBI's taxonomy places the organism in Eukaryota, Metazoa, Arthropoda, Insecta, Lepidoptera, Nymphalidae.